Molecule: messenger RNA, 1091 nt
Organism: Notodromas monacha
Lineage: Eukaryota; Metazoa; Arthropoda; Ostracoda; Podocopida; Cyprididae
Source: the annotation of a GenBank genome assembly
AUGUCGUCGUCUGUGCCAUGCAUGACCAGCACGGGGGCUUUGACUUUUGGAGCCCGUAUGUCACUUGGGAACGGGUUCACGUGCUUUUUCACGCAAUUCGACUCGUGCAUUCUGCAGCAGUUCAUUGGGGGCUUCCAAGAUGACUCCUGCGACAUCUACGCGAGUUGCGAGUUCCACAGCUGCAACUGUUCCAAUACUGUGUCCAAAGAGGAUGACGCGGUCUGGCGUCAAGUUGAAUUUCGACAGCAAGAACUGAUAGGUGGCGUAGUGGUCGGCGUACAUGCCCUGCUCACUCGGAGAGCCAGUACUUUCGCCGAAACCCGAGUAGUCUUUAACACUGACUGUGCAAAGUACACUGAGGAAGUGCAGUGUGUGACCAAAGUCGCAAGAGUUGCCAUGGGAAUACAAAAUGGUGAAUGGAGCAUCCUCAGACUGAGUUAUGUGAGCAACAGCCACAGCAUUCUUGGAUUCAGAUCCCAAUAUUUUGAAACCUUGGACCUUUUGCUUGGCAUAGUUGGGCAAUUGAACGUCACUCCGCAAAUCCCCUUGAGUUUGAUGCACUUCUUGACCAUUGAUGACCAACAUGGUGGCAUACUUGACUUGGAUUUCCAGAACAUUGAAGACAUCAAGUCAAAGAAGCCCAUUGAAGGGCAUUCGAUUCCAUUCGACAUCCAACCACUGAAUGAACCCGUUCCUUGACAUUGGUAACACACAACAAGCACAAAAAAAAAAUCUCUGAAGAUGACUAUUGCUACAUAUAUGGAACACUGAAAGAAGGGGAGACACUUUCUGAAAUGGCAAAGGAUUUGUCUAAAGCUCAGACAACAAACAAAUAGUAAAUCCAGUAGGAAAAAUUGAAGAUUGUGAAAAGAAGAGGGAAGAUGAGUCUGCAAGAUUCAUCAAUUUGAUGGGCCCUCAUGCUCAACUUGGUCUGUGGCUGGAAUGCUCUGCUGGGCACAUUCUGCAAGUUCAUUCCCAUGGCUAGAAAUCCAUUGUUGUCACUGAACUCCCUGGACUGAAAAGAGGAACAUUCAAAAUAUGGAUAGCAACCUGCACUGCUUGCCAAUACACAGGUGGACCAUAAUUUUAAC